AAUGGUUCACAUAUAUCCGACAGCGCUCCAUACAUUUUGGAUCGAUUGAUAAAAUCACGUGAAACGUUUACAAAAUGUCACAUGAUCAACAAAUACAGACGUGAUAAAGGAGGGAAAUCAUUAUAAGUAUUGACCAAAAUACAAUAUAAAAGCACCGUGAAAAACCACUUAGGUUUUCAGCACAGGAUGAAGAAAUUGGUGCAACUCUCUUUAACUACGCUUAUUGCACUGGCAGUCGUCAACAGCGAGUGCAACUUCCCCUCAAGUCUCUGGUGCUCUUCAACAGAGAUCGCCAAAGCAUGUGGAGUGCAUGAGCAGUGUAAAGAAGAGUUUAAAACCGACCCGUCAGCUGGCCCUGUCAACCUGACCUUGUAUUACGAAUUCUUGUGCCCUGCAUGUAGGAACUUCAUUCAAGAACAAUUGUAUCAAACUUGGCGUGAACUUGGAAAUCAUGUCCUUAAUUUAACACUGGUGCCAUACGGGAACGCGCAUGAAAAGAAAGACAUAUUUACAAGAAAGUGGAAAUUUGAGUGCCAGCAUGGAACAGAAGAAUGCAUCGGGAAUAUCAUUGAGACUUGUGCCAUAAACAUUAUUGAUGACAUCAAUGUAUAUUUUCCAUUCAUAAAAUGUAUGGAAGCGAAAGAUACAAUGCCGGAUAAAGCAGCAGAGAAGUGCGCAAAUGCUAUGAAAAUAGAUUUAGCUCCAAUUAUGUCAUGUGCAAACAGUGACAAGGGAAAUUUGCUGGAACAUGAGAUGGCUUUGAAAACGGAAGCAUUAAGACCAAACCAAACGUAUGUUCCAUGGAUCACAAUCAAUGGGGUUCAUACAGAAAAGAUGCAAGAUAUGGCACAAAAAGAUUUACUGAGUCUGAUUUGCGACACAUACAAGGGAACUCCACCAAAAGUUUGUCAUCGGCAUAUUCAAGAAAAGGACUUUGUCGAAAAAAGAGGGCAUUGCUUGAAGUGACAUAUAUUCCAGAUUUUGCAAAAAAAAAAUGAAUCAAAAGAUGAAAUAGAAAUAAAGAAGGAAAAAUGAUUUCAAAACAUUAAAGUUAAGGAAAAAUUUUAAUAAAAUAUAUAUAUCGUCUUUAAAUAAUUUAAUUCUCGUUGUUGAAAGACUGUCUCCCGUAAAUUGAGAAUAAUUUCCAGCAAAACAAUUGUAAAGAUUUUCUUAGGAAAUACCAGUAUAAUAAUAUAUCUCGAACGUUAUUCAUAUUGUGAAACUAACAAGUUAUUAUUAUAGUAUCGCAUGAAAGGAAAAUUUAAAGAAAAAAAAUCUGAAGAGAAGUCUGU
Molecule: messenger RNA, 1292 nt
Organism: Ruditapes philippinarum (Manila clam)
Lineage: Eukaryota; Metazoa; Mollusca; Bivalvia; Venerida; Veneridae
Product: gamma-interferon-inducible lysosomal thiol reductase-like
Exons: 8
Coding region: 187-966 (259 amino acids)
Cellular component (GO): lysosome
Molecular function (GO): oxidoreductase activity, acting on a sulfur group of donors, disulfide as acceptor
Source: RefSeq, a predicted model, not a curated record